This is a messenger RNA of Clarias gariepinus (North African catfish), 1715 nucleotides long. RefSeq lists its product as uncharacterized. Lineage: Eukaryota; Metazoa; Chordata; Actinopteri; Siluriformes; Clariidae. The record is from RefSeq and is a predicted model, not a curated record. The coding region runs from base 109 to 1521 and encodes 470 amino acids. The transcript is spliced from 6 exons.
GCAGAUUUGUCGCAACAGUCCAGGCCAUGCUGCAACUCUCCCGUUCCACCGCAACCCAAAGCCGCUCUAUUGGAUUAAGAUCAGGGUUAAUGGCGUUAUGUCUCGGACAUGAUGUCCAGCUGCGUCCUUUGCUGUGUCCUCUUUGGGAUCAUGCUCACAUCCACAAGUAUUCCUGUAUCAGCUGUUUAUUCUGUACAAGGAAAGUUUAAUCAGUCUGCUGCUCUGCCCUGUGAUUGGAGGUGUUCUGGUUUGGCCAAAUGGACUCUGUUCAGUAACCCAGGUGAUGUAGUGGCUGAGUGUGAUCAGACAUCCUGCAGGUCAGUAAAGGAGGGGUUUAACAUGUCCCAUGAUCAGUACCUGAAGGGAGAUCUCACCCUCACCGUCACUGCGGUUGAUGACAGGAAGAGGAACACAUACACGUGUCAGUGUGAUGGGAAAGGCGUUAGUGAUGUGCGUCUCACCAUUAAGAAACUUAUAUCAUCAGUUCAGCUAAAGCCUGGUGAAGAUCUGCUGCUGGACUUGCACACAUCCAAACGAGUGGCAGUACUCUAUAACCACAAAAAUCCAGAUGAUGAGCAGAUCUGCACUUUGGACAGAAGCUCACUACACUGUACAGCUGAAUACACACCGAGAACAUCACUCACUAACACACUACUCACACUGAGAGGAGUAAAGUCAAGUGAUAGAGGAGUUUACACCAUCAGAGACACAGAGAAUAAUGAGGAUCUUCAUAUUUACACAGUUCUUGUUGAAGCUACUAGCCAUGCUCCACAUCCAGACAGUGCUGCGAUCGUGUGGGUGAGUGUAGUAAUAGCGCUUGUGGUUGGUGGAAUUGUUGUUGCGCUGUGUGUGAGGAGGUUUCUACACCUGAGGAAUCAACCGCGACAGCAAGGAGCUGUGAACUCCUCAGAGAGAAAACCUCUACACAACAGUCCAUCAGAAGAGAAUCCCAUACCCCUGAACUAUAAUGGAGUAACAGGAGGACCAAGGUCUCCAGGUCCAAGUGGAACUAUGGGGCAUUUCUUUGGCAGGCUGGGUAGUUUGAAUGAUUUUGACUCACAGGUAGUAAGUGGAGCAGAUGGAGAAUUGAGGUUGAACAACCACACAGCAGCUGUUCAGCUGAACAUCCAGGAGGAAGAGCUCACACAAACAUCCAACACUGGAGGACAAUAUAGACCUUACCGUCGGAGAUCCUACAGUGAUUCAGCUUUAUUACAACUAAUUAGUUACAAUGGCCAGAUGACCAAGCCCAGGCUGCAAGCCACCUGCAGCUUAGUGGCAGAAGAGAUGUUAAUGAAAGUUAAGGAACUUGAGGAGUUCAAACAGAGGCACAGCAAUCUAUUAGAAAAUCAAAAUAUCAUGUUGAUGACGGAACAUUUUAAGAAGGAGCUGGACGACCUGGAUAUGAUCGAAGAGUGGAGUCGCAAAUCCAAAGAAAUGAUAACACAUUUAAUACAGCAGUGUGACCAGGAAGCAGGAAAGGGGCACAAAAGAGCGCACUCUGAUAGCGCCAAACUGUGAUUGUAUAUUAUAAUAGGGUUUGAAGAAAACAAACAAAGAAUACUGUCCACAUGUACCAUGUUUUAUAAAAUGCAUGACAUUCUGAGCCGGAGGAUAUGAUUAUUACUGAACUGCAUCACCCUUGAUGUCCAGGCAGUUUAAAUGUGAACAUUUCAUUGCUAAAAUAGCCCUAUAUCAAGAUAAUUAACUACAGU